Fusarium redolens is the source of this 1614-nucleotide messenger RNA. Its product is annotated as carboxylesterase family protein. Lineage: Eukaryota; Fungi; Ascomycota; Sordariomycetes; Hypocreales; Nectriaceae. The transcript is spliced from 5 exons. The coding region runs from base 1 to 1614 and encodes 537 amino acids. The record is from RefSeq and is a predicted model, not a curated record.
AUGUCUCUUAAAUCCAUUACCUCAGUUCUUGGCGCGAUACUGUGUGCUCGACUAGUGAGCAGCGCGGCUGUGACAUCCAGCAAAGCUCCCGUCGUUAACACUCUCAACGGCUCUUAUGUCGGACUUCACAACUCAGUAUAUAAUCAAGACAUUUUUCUUGGAGUCCCUUAUGCGCAGCCACCUGUUGGAGACCUGCGCUUUGCCACUCCUCGUAGUUUGAAAACUACUUGGUCGGGACUUCGAAACGCAACCGAAUAUGGCUACUCUUGUGUCGGUUACGGCGAGGACAGCGAAAUUUCGGCAAAGAACCGUACAAGCGAGAAUUGUUUGUUUCUCAACAUAGCUCGCCCAGCAGGCAUCGGGUCGACGCCCCUGCCAGUUGCAGUUUUUAUUCAUGGCGGUGGUUGGUCAUACGGAAGCGGUGCACAAGGAUAUUAUAAUGUAUCUUCCCUCGUUGAGCGUUCCAUACAGAUUCAACAACUGAUUAUUGCUAUUACAAUUAAUUAUCGGCUGGCGGGCUGGGGCUGGCUCUAUUCAGAUGAGAUAGUUAAAGAAGGCUCGACAAAUGCUGGACUGAGGGAUCAAAGGCUGGCUUUACAUUGGGUAAGGGAGAACAUCGCAGCAUUUGGCGGUGAUCCCUCCAAGAUAACUAUCUUUGGGGAAAGCGCGGGGUCUUAUUCGGUCUCUUCUCACUUAUUCGCGUACAAUGGCCGUGACGAUGGACUGUUCCACGCAGCAAUAGGACAGUCAGCAUCGGUAGCAGGAAUAGGCCCAUGGGAGCCGAGUAUUGCAAAUAUUACUAAAACCAUAUGUCCUGAGGCCACCGACAAGCUUGCAUGUCUGCGGAAGGCUGAUUUUGAGACCUUGAAUAACACAAUCAAUGCAACACUAAGUCUCCCAUUUGCAGCAAUCAUAUAUGGUCCAGUGGUUGAUGGGGAUAUUGUUGCUAGACCCCGUUUAGAGCAAUUGCGAGAUGGCAGUUUUGUUAAGGUUCCUUUGCUCCUUGGCACUAACAACGACGAAGCAGGAUACUACACACCUCUGGGGAUUAAUACGGAACACGAACUUCACGAAGUUCUCGUGACUGAGACCGUGGGCCUGAACUUCACCCAAGCUACGGAAAUCAUGUCACGAUACAAGUAUUCGGAUCCAGACCUAGCGUCCCCAGAAGUCUUGAACGCCGAACUCAAUACCACGGUGGGAAUUAUGUAUAAGCGCGCAAAUACAAUCUUGACUGAUGUGGUGUUCAAAGCACCAACUCAUUACGGGGCUCAACUAUGGCAGAAGCAUAGUAGCAAUAUCUACGUUUAUAAUGCCAAUACCACUCUUAGUGUCGGCCCCAACUACUUUGGAUCGGCUCAUGGUUUUGAUCUGGCAUAUAUGUUCUACAAUGUUAAUGGAACAGGUUGGGAGGGAGGCGAAACCCUUUUUCUAGGUGGUAAUCCGUUCGCUGGCAGGCCACAAUCUUACCUUGACCUCGCAGCAGUGAUGAGCGGUUUGUGGGUGGGAUGUAUGAACACUGGUAUCCCCUCCUAUAGCAAGCGUGAGUCAUUACCUUUUCACAUAACCUAUUUUACUUCAUCCCUUGCCAGAAUUACUCUAAUACUCGAUUAG